This is a messenger RNA of Cyphellophora attinorum, 675 nucleotides long. RefSeq lists its product as uncharacterized. Lineage: Eukaryota; Fungi; Ascomycota; Eurotiomycetes; Chaetothyriales; Cyphellophoraceae. The record is from RefSeq and is a predicted model, not a curated record. Gene Ontology annotation, cellular component: endoplasmic reticulum membrane. The transcript has a single exon. Gene Ontology annotation, biological process: ceramide metabolic process; negative regulation of ceramide biosynthetic process; intracellular sphingolipid homeostasis. Bases 1 to 675 code for a protein of 224 amino acids.
AUGUCCUCCGUCACCCUCCAGCGCACCAUCUCUUUCCAAGCCGAUACGAAAGACCCAUCUUCUGAGUCCACCUCGUACGAGCCGGGAAACAUGAGCACAACCAAGACUGGCCGACGGCGUCGUUCUAGCAGUAUAAUAUACCAGGAGCCACCGGAGUCGCAGGAACAACUGGCAGAUCAAUCGGCGCUGCCGAAUCUGAACUCACAAUGGUCAAUGCAAAAGGUAGGCUCCCCAGGCUCGCCUUCUCAUGCAGAAGCUGACAACGAGACAGGUGCCUGGACAAUACAUCCAGUCCUGAUCCUGUUACUGAAAGUCCUGUUCGAUGUGAUGCCCGGAAUGACACAAGAAGUAUCCUGGACGUUGACCAACAUCACCUACAUGGCUGGCUCAUACCUCAUGUUCCACUACGUCCGUGGCAUCCCCUUCGAAUUCAACGCGGGAGCCUAUGAUAACCUCAACAUGUGGGAGCAGAUCGACAAUGGGGAUCAAUACACGCCAGCGAAGAAGUUUCUACUCUCAGUGCCCAUUGUGUUAUUCCUCCUCAGCACCCAUUACACCCAUUAUGACUUGACUUACUUCACCGUCAACUUCAUGGCAUUGAUGGCGGUCGUCAUUCCGAAAUUGCCACAGUUCCACAGAGUCCGGAUCGGUAUAUUCUCACAGCCGGAAGAUUGA